This is a messenger RNA of Salvelinus fontinalis (brook trout), 3255 nucleotides long. RefSeq names its product Serine/threonine-protein kinase pdik1l-B-like. The transcript has 4 exons. Gene Ontology annotation, biological process: peptidyl-serine phosphorylation; autophagy; axon extension. Gene Ontology annotation, molecular function: ATP binding; protein serine/threonine kinase activity. The record is from RefSeq and is a predicted model, not a curated record. Gene Ontology annotation, cellular component: autophagosome; cytoplasm. NCBI's taxonomy places the organism in Eukaryota, Metazoa, Chordata, Actinopteri, Salmoniformes, Salmonidae. The coding region runs from base 1166 to 2422 and encodes 418 amino acids.
GGGGUGACCGCGGCAGCUUUCCAAUCUUUGGGAAUCUGAGACGAUACGAAAGAGAGAUUGAACAGGCUAGUAAUAGGGGUUGCAACAAUUUCAGCAGAUAAUUUUAGAAAGAGAGGGUCCAGAUUGUCUAGCCCGGCUGAUUUGUAGGGGUCCAGAUUUUGCAGCUCUUUCAGAACAUCAGCUAUCUGGAUUUGGGUGAAGGAGAAAUGGUGGGGGCUUUGGUGGGUUGCUGUGGAGGGAUCCAGGCAGUUGACCGGGGUAGGGGUAGCCAGGUGGAAAGCAUGGCCAGCCGUAGAGAAUUGCUUUUUGAAAUUCUCAAUUAUACUGGAUUUAUCGGUGGUGACAGUGUUUCCUAGCCUCAGAGCAGUGGGCAGCUGGGAGGAGGUGCUCUUAUUCUCCAUGGACUUUACAGUGUCCCAGAACUUUUUUGAGUUAGUACUACAGGAUGCAAAUUUCUGUUUGAAAAGGCUAGCCUUAGCUUUCCUAACUGCCUGUGUAUAUUUGUUCCUAACUUCCCUGAAAAGUUGCAUUCGAUGCUAAUGCAGUACGCCACAUUAUGUUUUUGUUCUGGUCAAGGGCAGACAGGUCUGGAGUGAACCAAGGACUAUAUCUAUUCCUAGUUCUACAUUUUUUGAAUGGGGCAUGCUUAUUUAAGAUGGUGAGGAAGGCACUUUUAAAUAAUAGCCAGGCAUGAUCUACUGACGGGAUGAUGUCAAUGUCAUUCCAGGACUUUUAUUUCAACGGGAACCUGCCUGAGUGAACUACCUUAAUUUAUCCACCAUUUUGAUAAAAUUAUAUGAAACGUUCCGACAUUUCGAAUUAUAUCAAACAUGCACCUUCGUUGAUUGGCCAAUGAUACAAGUAAACGUUGUUACGUACGGUUACGUACGGUUCUGGAGCCUAUCACAGCGCACGUGUGUCUAAGAGCGGGACCUUCCAAGGGGGAGACGAAAGUUCUGCAAAUUCAUCUUUGUUUUCAUUUGAGUCGACGAUGUUGGUGUCCGUUACAAAUUAAUCGGUUAGUCAAGUUAACAGAUACACAUAGCUAUAAUUUACUUUUAGUGGAAAAAAAUAUAACCUCUAUGGACAUGGUAAACUCAAACACUGACUUCAAACCAAGAAUAUAAGAACAAUCCAAGUUCCUGUUUAUAUAAAGAGUCAGAAGAUGGAGGAGUUGUACACCCUUGAGAGGGAGGUCGGGCGGGGCAGCUACGGGGUGGUCUAUGAGGGACACAUGUCUAAAACAGGCGAGCGGGUUGCCAUAAAACGCCUACCCUGCAGUAGCCCAGAGUGCAUCGAGCUUUACCUCCAGGAGCUGUGGGCCAUGAGAGCCACGGCCAAGAACCACCCCAACGUCAUCGCCCUCCAUGGCUGCCUGCUGCAGACCGGACCCAAGACCCUGCAGCCUCUCAGGCCAGGCAGGCUGCCUCUGGACCUGGUGGAGAGCGCCCUGAAGGGGAGCGUGGUGGGGAUAGAGCAGAACCCGGUGCAGAAAAGGAGUAAGUCCGACGACUCCCGGUCUAAAACUAAGAACAGAACUAACUCAGGUGGUCUCUUCAGAACCAAGAGCAGAUUGAGAACUAACUCUGAGUCAGACUUCUUCAGGUCCAAAUCCCAGGAAACAACUAACUCUGACUUAUCCGUGUCCAAAACACCUGUGAGGAAAAUUUCUGGCCUCUCCAGGCCCAGAAAGAGACCAGCCCCCACUGGAAAGAAGGAGAACCGUGGUUCCAGGCACUGCUUGGCCCUGUGGCUGGUGAUGGAGUACUGUGAUGGGGGAGACCUGAACCACUACCUGUUGUCCAGACCUCCAGACAGCCAGAGGAACCACAGCGUGGUCCAACAGCUCAGCUCAGCCAUGGCCUUCCUCCACCGCCUCCGCAUCGUACACAGAGACCUGAAGCCAGACAACGUGCUUGUCUCUCUCACGCCUAACGGGCCUCUCAUCAAGGUGGCUGACUUUGGCCUGAGUAAGAUGAGCGUUGAGGGGGGCCAGGGGAUGGAAGGAGACACCAGACAGCACUUUUCCUCUACAUGUGGCUCUGACUUCUACAUGGCUCCAGAGGUGUGGGGUGGCCUCAGCUACACGGCCCAGGCAGACAUCUUCUCCCUGGGGGUGAUGUUCUGGGCCGUCCUGGAGAGACUCACCUUCCUGGAGGAGGGCUCCACACAGGAACAACUGGGUGCGUAUGUGUGUAAGACCCGCUGGCUGAUGCCCCUGGGCGAGGCGUUGUGUGAGAACCCAGACCUCCAGGUGUGUAUCCCCAUGAAGUCCCGCCGCGCCCCCUCUCUACCGCCCCCUCCUGGCCAGGCCGUCUGCACCCUGCUACUGGACAUGCUGGCCUCAGACCCUGACGCCCGGCCCACCGCCGCCCAGCUGGAAGACAGGGUCCGCUCUGCCAUUGAGGAGGAUGCACAGUGACGGUCUGCGUCCCAAAGGUUACCCUAUUCCCUAAAUAGUGCACUACUUUUGACCAGGGCCCUUAGGGUUUUGGUUAAAAGUAGUGUAUUAUACAGUGAUAUUGGACCCUGGUCAAAAUAAGUGCCCCUAGAUGGGGAAUGGGGUGCAUAUUGGGAUACAGAGCUUCUAUAUCCAAUGUACUGAACACUCAUAGUCAGUCUUAUUUGCUAGCUGUGUGAGGGACCAUGAUGGAGUUAAACCCACAAUGUUGGGUUGAUGUUGCCACUUGUCAGUACCAUGCUAACCGCUGGUGCUUCUCUUCUCAUCAAUAUAUUCAGUUGUAUGUGGUCCCUACAGAAAUUGAACCCACAACCUCGGUGACCCAAUGCUCUAGCCAUCUUAUGGUCAAAAUAAACUUGUGCUAACUUGCCAGCACCAUGUACGCACCACCGUCACCAGGAACAACUACUGCUACAUAGGAACCUAUGGUUCUAAGAUGUACCUAGCCUUUUAAAGAUGCUUUUGGGAAACGGGGCCUUAGUCUUCUGACUCUGAGGGAAGCUAACUGUUCUUUAGGCACAUCAAUAGACCUACUGGGUUAAGGAGUGAGUGAGUGAGUGGUGUUUUUUGUCUUCGAUGCUACAAACAGUAAGUUACAUGCUUUCACUGUUUGGUUCGCUAGACUAUAGGCCUACGUUGUGGUCAGAAAUGGUUUGCACCUAAUAUUUAUUUCAUUAAUUGUGUAAUUUACUUGAAUGAUUGUAUCAAUGCUUGAAGAUACCACUUGAUGCCAAUACGUGUAUUAAACUGUAACAUUUUUAUUUUAAGGGAAUUUGAUUUUAAUAAAUACAUAU